ACCCUUUUUAACCUUAUCCACUUCAAACUGAGUCGAAUCGCCUCUCUGGGCUGCAGGAGCCCGAAAAACCUCAGCUUAAACCCGCCGGAGCCCGCCAGCUCAAUUCAAAUCGCACCGGAGUUGGCCGCAGCCGGAAUUAUUUGUUCAAUUGUCAACUGUUUGUUUACGCUUUCUUCUGAGUUGGAGAUGGCUUCCUUAUCUACUCCAUGUCUAUAUCCAGAUAGAGGAAGGAAGGGAGUAUUUUAUGCUAAUGGGUGUGUUGGCGGGAAACCUUUGUCCAAUUUCCCAAAGACACCAUUUGUUGGUUCAUUUCCAGUACGAUUAGUUCUGGUGGGAAAUGCUUUGAAAAAAUCACUACAGAAAAAUCAGUUGGUUCCUUGCAUCAGGUGUGAGAAUGGGGAUGAAUCAUAUGAAGAUGUAUCGGUGGAGCGCCCACCAUACCAUGUUUACAUGGACUCAACUUCUGGGCAGCUUGAACCAGCUUCAGGGGCACGUGCAAGUAUUCCAGGAGAAGAAUACUGGCCAGAAGGAACUGCUAGUCGCGUUAGAGCUGCAAGGGCUCCCCCGCCAACCGGUGCAUCAGUGGGCUCUCCUUCCUAUGGCCAAAAGCCGGGAAGUAGGAGAAAGAAGAAUAGAACACAAGCAGCUGUUGGUUCUGAUUCAUCCGAAGUGACUGAAGUAGAUUCAAGCGACUCAGAGAUCCCUGACAUUUCCGAGGACUUAAUAGAGGAGCCUAAAGAUGCUACUUCGCAGUAUGUUGUUUAUAAGACAGAACCUGAUGACGAAGAAACUGGGUUUGAUCUAGACAAAAAGCUUGGAAAUCCUCACCCAUUCAUUGACCCCGAAAAGAAGAAGCCAAUAGAGGAGCCUCGUACAAGUGAAGAACUUUGGUGGAAUUGGAGAAAGCCAGAAAAAGAACAAUGGUCUAGGUGGCAAAGGAGGAAAGCUGAUGUUGAAACGGUUUUUCUCAAAGCAAUGGCAGAGACCGGGCAGAUAAAGCUUUAUGGCGAACAUCCAACAUUAACUGAAACAUCUCUGUACAGGGCUCGGCGACAUCUUUUCAAGGAAGAAAGACUUCAAGCUGAACAGGAGAGAUUGGAAAGAAUAGGUCCCAUAGCAUUCUACUCAGAAUGGGUCAAAGAUUGGAAGAGGGACACCUCAAAGGAUGCCAUAGAAAAACAUUUUGAAGAGACUGGAGAGGAUCAAAAUACCCAAAUGAUCGAAAUGUUCCAAAAUCAAACAGAGAGAGAGUUUCGCAUAAUGAUGGGGACUGAUAUUCGCAUUCGUCGGGAUCCAUUGGCAAUGCGUAUGCGAGAAGAUCAGAUUAAACAAAUAUGGGGUGGCGAUCCUGUGUACCCUACCGUUAACUACAUUCAAGAUCCCAAUGAAAUAAUUGAUUAUAGGGGUCCAGAUUUUACUGAACCAACACCUGACAUGCUAGAUUACCUGAAGGAGCAUGGUAAAAUUAUAUCAAGAACGGAGCUUGAAGAAAUACUGGCUAAAGAAAAGAACGAGGAGCUUGAGGUGACGGAUUUGGAUGAUGCCAUGUCCCAAGCUAUUGAUAUCGGUGAAAAUGACGAUGGAGAGGAUAGUGAGGUUGAGGGCGAUGAAGAGGCAGAGGAAAAAAUCACACGCAACUGGAGUGUCUUGAAAAGCAGUCCUCAUCUCAACAAGUCUAAGGGGAAGCCUAAGAAGGAGGAUCCAGCAUCACUGGAGGGAGCCGUUGACGACUCUGAGAACUUGACUGAUUUUCUUAUGGACUUCGAAGAAGAUGAGUGAUCAUCCUGUCCUUUUUGAACUUCUAAAUAUAAAGUUUCUGCUUCUUAAUUGGUAGAUAAUCCACUAGAGAGAGCUAUUGAAGCUGAGUUUCUUGAUCUGUCUUAGCCAAAUUCUUAAUCUUCUGAAUGAACUCUUAAUCAAAUUUGGACGAUAAAACGAAGAAACACAU
Messenger RNA from Cucurbita maxima (winter squash), 1948 nucleotides. Its product is annotated as protein PLASTID TRANSCRIPTIONALLY ACTIVE 12, chloroplastic. Gene Ontology annotation, biological process: plastid transcription; positive regulation of DNA-templated transcription; response to light stimulus. Gene Ontology annotation, cellular component: chloroplast; nucleus. The coding region runs from base 187 to 1779 and encodes 530 amino acids. The transcript has 11 exons. Lineage: Eukaryota; Viridiplantae; Streptophyta; Magnoliopsida; Cucurbitales; Cucurbitaceae. The record is from RefSeq and is a predicted model, not a curated record.